This is a messenger RNA of Cannabis sativa, 1807 nucleotides long. Its product is annotated as TOM1-like protein 9. Lineage: Eukaryota; Viridiplantae; Streptophyta; Magnoliopsida; Rosales; Cannabaceae. The transcript is spliced from 5 exons. The coding region runs from base 583 to 1050 and encodes 155 amino acids. The record is from RefSeq and is a predicted model, not a curated record.
AUUCUAGAAACUAAAACAUCUGCUAAUGAGAGGCGACAAGGCUUUAUUAGGCAUUGUGGUGAAGCACCUGCUAGGCGCAUCUUACCUGGAAUUGGGUUACACUUGAAUGCUAUUGCAACAACCUCAAAGGAUUGCAAAAUUACUAAGAAUGUGUCUUCUGGAAUACAUAUAAGGUUGCCUGGUUCCACUGUCUCCAUACAUUCUCCGAUGGAUGAUCAAGAGGGUCUUGAUAAAGCCUUGAUUCCGGUUUCUUCAGAAAUGGACAUCAAUGAAAAUGGGGUCCAGCUUCUAGAAGAUCCUUCUGAUCAAGCACCAGGAUCAAUAACUAAUGAAGAAUUCAAUCAAAAUAGCCCCAAGAAAAAGAGGCAAGUCUUACGGCUGGGAGUGGUGGGGAGAGUUCUUCUAUAUCGGAUAAUAAUAAGCAACCUAGAACGGUAACGACAGUGGCGGUGGCUACGGCCGCUGGGGUUGAUAGUCCGACAACCGCCGUAAUAGAGGCUGUGCCUUGAAAAUCCAUUGAUACUUUUGGACAAAGAACAUCUAUAUACCGUGGUGUAACCAGACAUAGAUGGACAGGUAGAUAUGAGGCUCAUCUAUGGGAUAAUAGUUGCAGAAGAGAAGGACAAACUCGCAAGGGAAGACAAGUUUACUUGGGUAAGCACUAAAUUAAUAACAAGUUAUUUCUUCAUCAAAAUAUCAAUUUGUUUACAUCCUCAGCCAUGUCAUGGAGGACAGUAUAUGGUCACGCAACUGCAGCCAAUGCAAGCAGACCAUAGAAUAUCAGCUGAUUCUGGUUUCUAUGGUCAGCAAAUGGCUGGUUAUUGUGGCCACGGUCAGCAGCAAGGGUCACAAUACCUUGAACAGCGACUUUAUGGUCUCUCUGUUAGAGAUAAUGGGAUACACAACUCAUGCCCGGUAUCUACUUCAUCAUAUGUGCCACCUAGCAAGUCUUUCAAGCCAGAAGAUAAACUGUUCGACGAUCUUGUUGACAUAGCCAAAUUUAAGUCUUCCGUUACUAAAUCCCCAUCCAGCAGAGCUGGUAGCAUGUGACAUCGUUAAUGGUUUUGCACUGUUUCUGUGUUUUAAAUACUCUGAAAUUUCUCUUCUACUUUUCAUUAUUUGGUAAUCUUCCAAUCCACAUGCUACCCUGUUUCGGCACAAAAUUGUGCUGUAAAGAAAACAUGAGAAAAAGGGUAAUGAUUGUAGUUCGACAUUUGGAUUAUAUAUAUAUACUUUAUUUUUUAAAAACUAAAUUGAGCUUGUUUGCUGCUCUUGUAUAAUGGUUUUCAAAUAGUCAUAUAGUAUAAUGGUUUUCUUGUGGUUGUAUUAGGUCUUUGACUCUUUGUUGGGCAUAUUUUGUAUCUGUAAGGCUGUUUGAACUGAAUUGAGCUUGUUUGCUGGUAUUGUGGCUAAUAAUCUUACAGAGCAAGCACAUUCCUUAUUGUGAAAAAGGAAAAUGGUGGCUGCAAUGGUUGAACACAUUUCAUCCAAAUCAUGGGCAUUCAGUUUCAGGUGCUCUUAUCUGGUGUAGUAAUUUUAGAAGUUGCUAUCUCGAAGGAUUUACUUGUUUACUUUCUAUCUAGAAGUUGCUAUUUGCAAGGAUUUACUUGAUAUCUGGUUUAGGUGUUUACCUUCACAACCCGACAACCCUGCAGCCGUAUACCCUUCAUGAUCUGGUCAAUUGGUGUUGUGAGAGUCCACGCAUCACAAGAGGGCUCAAUAUAUUGUAUAGCAAAUAUAAAAUGUUUGGGGAAGUACUAAUAGAUUGGUCGAUCGGAUAUAAGCCAACAUCCAAGAUUGAUCAAUU